GUUUUUGUAAGCUGUUCGAGCUCUCACUCUUGAAGGCGCCCAUUCAUGGCAGAGGAUCCACUGGAGACUGUGAUUGAACCAGACGACCUGUCAGCAGACAACAGUUGGGAUCUAGAGGAAGAUGAUGAGGUGUAUUAUGCAGAUGAUUUUGAGUCAACUUCAGGAAAGCAAAAGAACCCCAGAACCUGCCCUGAACAACAUGGUCAACUCAUUUUGAAUGUUACAAAUCCAGCUACAGAACCAUCUACAUCUCUAUCUACUUUUGGGUCCUACUAUGCUCUUCCACCCACAUGGCACUACCAAAUGAAUGAUCCUGCUGAGGCUGUGCUACAAAUGGAAGAAUGUUAUGAUGUAAACGCCAACAUGGAUUCUGUUGCUUAUUCAGAAGAUGAGAACUCUGGGCUGGGCUCUAUGUCUGCAGCAGGUGUCUUUAUGGCCAGUGAGGAUUCCAAAGGAUAUCUGGACAUGUACCAGGGGGAGGACAUGGCCCAGUGUUCAGAAGAGCUUGUGAUCACUAAAGUUGAGGACACUAAUGAAAUGGCACUGGACCAGAAUGAGGAUUACAAUGGGAUGACUGAAGUGGAUGAACCAGAAGAUUCAGAAACAGAGAGAGCCAAAGACAUAAAAAGCAGGACUAUGGAAUCGUCUGCUGUAAUGGCUGUUGACAAAAGAGUUAAAGCAGCCCAGCCCUCUGUCAUAAUGCCUUUGAAGAUCAAGGUUGAACCGGUGGAUGAGGAGUGCAAGAAAGCACCACAUUCCCCGAUGGGAAACAGUAAGGAUGAUGAGGUGCUUACUCAGGAAGUUACUGAACUAUACUGUAAUUUAAAUUAACCAAAUGAAUUAACAAU
Molecule: messenger RNA, 848 nt
Organism: Sinocyclocheilus grahami
Lineage: Eukaryota; Metazoa; Chordata; Actinopteri; Cypriniformes; Cyprinidae
Exons: 6
Coding region: 46-831 (261 amino acids)
Source: RefSeq, a predicted model, not a curated record